GCAGGGCACAACACCGUACUUUCCGUUUUUUCGUUCCCCCUAACCAAACCAAACGAGUUCCUUCACAGCAUUCUCAACGGAACUUGUGCAACAAAACAUGCCCGCCCCUGCUGGACAAAGUGAAAGUAGAAGCCCUCCCUCCCUCAGUCAAGUCAGCCACGAGAUCGCAGCUGGUGUUUGUGUUCAUCGCAGUGAAAGCCGCCUCGACGCUCUGCCUGGCCCGCCCCCCACGGGAAGCCGCGAUGCAAUUGUCCCGAGGAUGUCACUGAAGAUCUUCACCCUGAGAAACACCAUCCCCUCCACUUUAAACAGGAGGAGGAGUCGGAGAUGUUGUGCAUCAAACAGGAGGCGGAGCCAGAGACCCCCAGCAUUAAAGACGAAGAACAGGAAUAUGAAAUCCCCAAGUUACCAAACACUGUCAGUGUGAAGAGCGAAGAAGAUAAAGGUCCAAGCGAAGAGAGCGAAGCAGCGGAACAUUCGAGCGACAGCUCAUUUCAACACCUGACAGCGAAGGGAGAGGGACGAUCACAACCGGUCGGCCUCUUACCUCCGCUUUCAGACAGCGAUGACGUAACGUCACACUCUUCUGACUUUAACACUGAUGAGGAGGAUUAUGACUUUGACCAAAAUUCUUCAAAAUCCUCAAACAAGUCAUCACUGAAAAGAGACGCAAAAGAAUGCGUGAUUGGGAAACCUUUUUACUGCACACUUUGCAGCAAAAGAUUUUCUCAGAAGUCUAAUUUAAUAAAACAUAACCGUACACACACUGGAGAAAAGCCUUUUGUCUGCACACUUUGCAACAAAGGAUUUUCUCAGAAGUCUAAUUUAAUAAAACAUAAGCGUACACACACUGGAGAAAAGCCUUUUGUCUGCAUAUAUUGUGGUCAAAGAUUUGCCGAGAAGAGAAAUUUAAACACACACGCAAUUACACACAGUGGAGAGAAGCCUUUCGCCUGCUCCUUAUGCGAGAAAACAUUUUAUUACCUGUCUCAGUUGACAAGACAUAUGCGUACACACAUUGAAGAAAAGCCUUUUGUCUGCACCUAUUGUAGUAAAAGAUUCGCCGACAAGGCAAAUUUAAACCAGCACACAAACACACACAGUGGAGAGAAGCCUUUCGCCUGCUCACUUUGCGAUAAAAGUUUUUCUAAGAAGACUAAUAAAGAAAGGCAUAUGCGAACACACACCGGAGAAAAACCUUUUGUGUGCACAUGUUGUGGUAAACGAUUCACAGAGAAAAGAAAUUUAAACACACACGCAAGAACACACACCGGAGAGCAUUUCGCCUGCACACUUUGUGAGAAGAGAUUUUAUUGUCAGUCUCAGUUGACAAGACACAAGCGUACACACAGUGGGGAAAAGCCUUUUGUCUGCACAUGUUGUGGUAAAAGAUUCACUGAGAAGAGAAAUUUAAACAGACAUGCAAGAACACACAUUGGAAAGCAACCUUUCUGCUAAUCACUUUGUGGUAAAAGAUUCACUCGGAAGGGAGAUUUAGUAUCGCACGUGGGAAACCACACUGGGGAAAAAACUUUGAAUUGCAGUGUUUGACAAGAUAUUCAAAUUCCUGCCACACAUUUACAGUGCAAAAAGCAUCUCAAUCUUCUUAUUCAGCCUCCCUUGACCCUCUUUUGAAAAAACAUUUGAAAUGAUUUUGCAGGUCCUGGUCUUUUUCCACAACAAUCCAAUAUUCUUUAUUUAUUUAUCUAUCUAUUUUUAAUCUAAUGAAAUGGGUUUAGGUUAGGUUACUUUAUAUCAAGCUUGAUCUUCUGUUCUGUAAUAUGUUUAGACUUCUUUGCUGCUACUUUGAUUUACUUUUGUAAACUCUGUUGUAAGUGACCUUGAGUGCCUUGGAAGGCACUUUGAAAUAAAAUGUAUUACACUUGUC
Molecule: messenger RNA, 1888 nt
Organism: Corythoichthys intestinalis (scribbled pipefish)
Lineage: Eukaryota; Metazoa; Chordata; Actinopteri; Syngnathiformes; Syngnathidae
Product: gastrula zinc finger protein XlCGF7.1-like
Exons: 4
Coding region: 328-1458 (376 amino acids)
Biological process (GO): regulation of transcription by RNA polymerase II
Molecular function (GO): DNA-binding transcription factor activity, RNA polymerase II-specific; RNA polymerase II cis-regulatory region sequence-specific DNA binding
Source: RefSeq, a predicted model, not a curated record